AUGUAUCUUUUUCUCCAAUAUUUUUUCAAAGAACAACGACUUCGAUUCCAAGAUUUUUUGCGAUACCAGUAUCAAGAGAAAUAUGCGAAUAUUACUGCAAGAGUUUCAAUUCCGCAAAGCCGCAAAAGAAUCAUCGACAUUCUUUUGUCUUUACUGUAUUUUACGAUCCCAAAAGGGUCUUUGAGCAAGUCGUCAUCAGAAAAAGAGCUCUUGCUGCCCAAAUGA
Molecule: messenger RNA, 225 nt
Organism: Oikopleura dioica
Lineage: Eukaryota; Metazoa; Chordata; Appendicularia; Copelata; Oikopleuridae
Source: the annotation of a GenBank genome assembly